AAUUAAACAUUUUUUAAAAGUCAUUCAUGGAGCUUUUAAGAGCUUCCGGGGUGAACAGGGCAGAACGGAAGAACUCAAUAGCAACUAAAGAUGGCGGCGCAGACGCAUAAAAAUAACAAACCGGGGAAAUCUGGGGGGAAAGAAGCUCAGCCGCUGAUACUCCCCAAGACCCCGGCAGAGGAACAACGUCUGAAGCUGGAGCGGCUCAUGCGGAACCCCGACAAAGUCGCUCCUAUCCCGGAGCGGCCGAAGGAGUGGGCCCCGCGAGCGCCGCCGGAGUUCGUCCGGGACGUGAUGGGCUCCAGCGCGGGCGCAGGCAGCGGGGAGUUUCACGUCUACCGCCACCUGCGCCGGAGAGAAUACCAGCGGCAGGACUUUCUGGACAAAAUGGCAGAGAAGCAGGGCAAAGACGUCGACUACCUCGAGAAACUGGAGCAGAACCAACUGGAGGCCGAGGAGCGAACGGCAAAGCGAAGGAAGAAGCGAGAAAAGAUGAAGAUGAAGAAGCUGUUGGCAAAGAAGGCCAAGACGGAGGGGAAGGAGAAAAAAGAUGGAGACAAUGACUCUGACAGUAGUGGAGAGGAAGAACGGAAGGAGGAGAGUGGGAAAGAAGAGGAAAAAGAGGACGACGCUGAGACCCCGAGCUUCAUCAUGGGCAGGAAAUGAACAACCAUAUGAAAGUACAAUGGCAGAGGUUAGCCUGGUCUCUAUGCCCGAAGAGCAACUUAACUCUUAACCAUAAAUGGUUGAUUGAAUCAGUAGAUGGAGAAACGUAUUGACUGGAUCCGUUUUACUGUUAAAUUCAGAACUUCCUGAGUGGAGUUUAGCCAAUCACUUGAUUCGGUUUGGACACGUGAUCACACUCACAAAAAUGUUAAGCUGUUGGGUUUUGACUAAAUUGUGUCCUCAUGUUUUGUUUUAAUAAAAAAAAAAACUUUAAUUCUAUGUUUCCAUUCUAUAUUGCACUCAAGAAGUGGAUGGGGGAUUAUUAUGUGUGCUGCACACUCUUCUUCAUUCGAAAUGAGCUUUUCCUUAAGGUUGUUCAUGUCUGCGUGUCUUUGCCGCCUUGUCGAUCGGCCCCUGGUGACCUCCAUCACCCGUGGGAACAGCAAGGCUGCAGAAAGCAUCUCAGGAUGAAAAGGCGUGGCUUCCGCAGGCUUGGGAGUCCCACGUGCGAUGUUCCUUGGACAGACUUCCUGCUUCCCACGGAGGAGGCGGUCCGGCUCAGUGGCCGCCACCUUUCUUGAGGCAGGUAGAGUAAAAACCAGGCAGCCAGAUAUUGUUUGGGCCAGGGGAAGCUUUUCCUGCCAAACACUGUCCGCUGUCACAGUAAUAGUUUAAUACCCCAUCAUUACUCAGACUUUAAUUCAUACACAGCAUUUUUUUUUUAAAGGUGUAUUUGCUUCAGCGUAGAAAUGGAAGCUGCUCCACAGUUUAAACAAAGUAAGAGGUUUGUGUCGGCAUCGUUUUGUGGUGAAACUUCCUUUAACUGUGUCCUGCAUUGAGGUUUGUUUUGGUCCCAAGGGAUAAGAUUUGAGAGAGUAUUUAGAAGAUUUCUUGAUAUACUUGUGAUGUGCAGUCAUAUUCAAUAAAUCAGAAUAUAAUUACUGA
This is a messenger RNA of Poecilia reticulata (guppy), 1611 nucleotides long. It is a transcript of the gene prkrip1, whose product is annotated as PRKR interacting protein 1. Gene Ontology annotation, molecular function: double-stranded RNA binding; protein kinase inhibitor activity; protein kinase binding. The record is from RefSeq and is a predicted model, not a curated record. Gene Ontology annotation, cellular component: nucleolus. Gene Ontology annotation, biological process: negative regulation of protein kinase activity. Lineage: Eukaryota; Metazoa; Chordata; Actinopteri; Cyprinodontiformes; Poeciliidae.